Molecule: messenger RNA, 2277 nt
Organism: Clonostachys solani
Lineage: Eukaryota; Fungi; Ascomycota; Sordariomycetes; Hypocreales; Bionectriaceae
Source: the annotation of a GenBank genome assembly
AUGUCUAUCAAAAAUGAAUACCAGCAUUUCAUUCCCCAAUUUCUCAUCAAGAACUUUGCGUACCCUUUCAAGUGCCCCGAAGCCGAGCUGGCUAGGAAGAAGAAGUGCAAAUGUAGACAUGAGAAGGGAAAAUAUCCCAACGACUUAGUCGUGAACUGUGUCAACCUGCAGACCUCGCCAUUUUCAAUUGACGUCCAGCCAGUCAAGAGAAUUUUUGGCUCCCCCGGCAUGUACUUGGACCCGAACCAGCCAACAACUGGCCGGCAGCGCCGUAUUGAAAGCAUGUUCGGCAAAUUGGAAUCACAUGCGAGCUCCAUCUUCCGGAGAAUUGUCAAGUCCUACGAGGCCGGCGAUGGAGCCAUUUCGCUGACCAGGCUUGAGCGAGACGAUGUCAGAAAAUUCUUCUUUAUAUUGAAGUAUCGUGGUAGUGAAUUCCAUCGUCGAUUCUAUCAUGAGAGCGCCAGCGACUACAGCGCUAACGACCGCGAAAGGUUGCACGAGUAUAUGACACAGCGCGGUUUCUCUACUCCGCGAGAUGUUUGGUACCAUAAUCUUGAAUGUAUCAUAAAUUUGAAGAUGGAUGCGGAGGGAGAGUGGAGGGAAGAGCUUCCGCGCCAGAUGUUCUUCGACGACGCCCUCUGGUUCAUCAUGCAUGUUGGUUUUUUUUACAUGGCUCUUUGCACACCAAUUGAUCCGCAGGAUGAGUUUGUUCUGACCGACAACUGUUACAAUAUCUUCGAAGGACCCAACACCUUCAUGAAAGACAAGAGCACAGGCGAAGAGCAUGGAUCCUAUCAUGGCAGUUUUAAUGAAUUCGCCACCAUUUCCCCACGUUUGGUGGUUGUGCUAAGGUCUCUAGCACUGCCGAAUUCUCGGGAAGACAUGGACCCUGAGAUAAAAAAAUGGCGUCAAGAAACAUAUGACGCUGCCUAUGGGGACCCCUUUGGUCCAGACUGGAAGUCUCUCCUGCAUGACCUCCCGAUUGAGAAGGCAACGAACUCCUAUAGCCAAAUCGUUGGAGAUUAUAUUGUCCCAUUGCCGGAACAUGACGGGAAGUUUCGCCCAAAUGACAAGUUCAUAUUUCAAUAUUAUCCUAUUAGCCCUCGGCACGUUCAGAUACUGAACAAUCUCUUCUUGGAAAACGCUGACAGAAGCGACACACUUGCCUUCAAGAACCAAAAUACCUUCCUCAAGAUACUCGAGACUUAUAUUAGUGGCCCAUGUGAAUCGUUCAAAAUUGCGGGUGGGCCUGACAAGGAGAUUCGACUACAGUAUCUCAAAGGGCUGGAGGCUCUUGCUAGGGAUAUGGGAUCUCAGAAGACUCUUCUAUACAGGGAGAUGUCCAUACCGUGGGGCAUUGAUUCCAAACGAUUUAUGGAAAAGCAGCUGGCCUACCGUGAGCUGGUAGACCCUUCGGGAGAAAUGAACCGUCAGAAAAAUCCAAGACUAGGGUUUUUUAACAUUUAUGAAAAGCUCCACAGGAAGGAUUCCCAAGACGAGGCAGAUCUCAGUCCCCUCGGAGACGUAGCUUUAGCCAAGAGAAUGGCUCUAUUUCACAUCGAGGUUGAAGCGGAGUUCAGUAGUGCAGGACGGCUAGAAGCUCUACUAGAAGCGCGAAUGUCGCUUCAAUCCAUGCUUCAAAUGUCGAACUGUGCAACGUAUUGGCUUUAUUUGAAGCUAUGGCGCAAAUGUCUGUUUGGGGAUGACGAUGGUACUUCAGACAUCGUGGACCUUAUCGCAGAUGAUAAUAUAAGAGUCGGCCCAGAGGAUGCCUUUGCGAAUACCGGACAUAUGUAUAGCGAGAAUGUCUUGAAGAAUCUGAUGUUCACUUCCGUUUGCCAAGAUUUUACCUUGAGAAAUGGAAAAGGAGAAAGUAUCUGGAAAACCCGUUCAGAGAUUCUUAUUAAUCUACCGGAUUUCGUCAUUUAUUAUUAUGCUCUCUUUCAGACGGCAGGAAGUAUCAAACAAUGCGGGAUAAGAAAGAUUGAGAUACUAGCUGAGUGGGAGGAGAGAAAGGUUCCGCAGUCGUCGAGCUUUGGACACUUGGCUUUGUAUCCUUACCUGGACGAGGAUGAAAAACUUGAGUUGGCGAUACGAGUUCAAGUCAGAUACAAGUUUCAAGCUGCUAUGUUUGGAGAAGCAGAGCCUGAGGCACUCGAGGAAUUAGAGCACGUCCUCUUCACGCUUACAUAUCCAACACCACCUACUGAGGGCUUUUCGAUGCCUUCGGGACAGCCUGUCUAUGUGAAAGGGAGACCUGAGGCGAUUUAUUAUUGA